Molecule: messenger RNA, 1278 nt
Organism: Bacidia gigantensis
Lineage: Eukaryota; Fungi; Ascomycota; Lecanoromycetes; Lecanorales; Ramalinaceae
Exons: 6
Coding region: 1-1278 (425 amino acids)
Molecular function (GO): oxidoreductase activity, acting on paired donors, with incorporation or reduction of molecular oxygen; iron ion binding; heme binding
Source: RefSeq, a predicted model, not a curated record
AUGAUCGACCAUGGCAGGUCUGGACCUCAGAGGGCUAUCAAGUCGUGCUUCCUCCCACAAAAGUUCAUGUUGCCUUGGUAUACGUUCAAGCCGUUUGAUCCUUCGAAGGUGGAUUAUGUCAACCAGGUUAUUCUCCGUGACUUGAACAAGAAUAUGACGAAAAUUUUCCCAGCCAUGAGAGACGAGAUUGAUAUUGCGCUCUCGAUGGACCUCCCUACUUCUACAGACUGGUCUGAAGUCGACCUGUCCGCACAAUUGCUUCGACUCAUCUGUCGCGUCAGCGGAAGAGCUUUCGUUGGAUCCGAACUGUAUGGUAACGAGCAAUGGAUUGACAUUUGUUGCAAGCUGCACCAGUAUACCAAAGACGUCUUCUUAUCCGCUCUCAAAUUACGCGCAGUGCCAUCCUUCCUCCGUCCACUUGCCGCCAUGCUGAUACCUGAUCUCUAUCGAGUCUACAAACAUCACGAUCGUGCUCGAAAUCUGAUUCAGCCAAUCCUGCAACAGCGGGAGCAGGAUGCCGAGAAUGUGGCCAGAUACGCCAAACCUAACGAUACAAUACAAUGGAUGCAUGAUCUGCUUCCUGAGGAGGACAAGAAGGAUUGUGCUCUCCAAGGCGCUCUCCAGCUAGCUAUCACAGCGGUUUCGGUACAGUCUACGAGUAAGCUGAUUGUCAACAUCAUGCUAAACCUGAUGAAACAUAUCGAGUAUGUGCCGAUUCUCAUUGAAGAAAUCCAGCCGGUACUGGCGGGAUGCAAUGGCGAAUGGACCUUAGAGAGUAUGACUCACUUAGAAAAGCUUGAUAGCUUCAUGAGAGAGUCACUGAGAUACGAGCCUCCAUUGACUGCAACAUUUCAACGUCGAGUCAAGAAGCCAAUCAACUUGUCCGACGGUACUACUUUACCACAGAAUACGUUGGUGCUAGCACCUGCCGAUGCCAUCGCCUUCGACGCAAAUUUAUACCCAAAUCCAGGUCAAUUCGAUGGGUUGCGGUUCUACAAAUUGCGGCAGCAGGCGGAUGGGGGUGGGAAGGCGGCAGACAAAGUCCGGCACCAAUUCGUCGCAACUAAUAAGACUCAAGUGCAAUUCGGGCUGGGAAGGCACGCCUGUCCGGGAAGGUGGUUUGCUGGUCAUGUCAUAAAGAUGGUCGUGGCGUCGGUGCUAUUGAAAUAUGACCUAAAGUUUAAGGACGGCGAAGAAAGGCCAGAGACCUUUCUCUUUCAGACGACUAACAUGCCGCACCCAAAGACGAGGAUUCUCGUGAGGAGAAGGACAGACUAG